AUGCACAAUUUAGACGAGUAAAUUUUUAAAUCCCAUAAAUUAAAUAGAUUAUGUGUUGUGAUCCACUGCUUUUUGGCAAAUUGUGGAUUUAUAUUUGUUGUGUUCUGUAUUGGUUCUGGAAAUAUGUUUAAAUAUUUUGUUAUAAAUAAUAUACUUUGA
Paramecium octaurelia is the source of this 159-nucleotide messenger RNA. The record is from the annotation of a GenBank genome assembly. NCBI's taxonomy places the organism in Eukaryota, Ciliophora, Oligohymenophorea, Peniculida, Parameciidae.